UAGCAGAGUACGGAAAGACAUGUAUAACGACACAUUAAAUGGUAGUACGGAGAAGAGAAGUGCAGAAUUACCAGAUGCUGUGGGACCUAUUGUACAGUUACAAGAGAAACUAUAUGUGCCUGUAAAAGAAUAUCCAGAUUUUAACUUCGUUGGAAGAAUCCUUGGGCCCAGAGGACUAACAGCCAAACAGCUCGAGGCGGAAACAGGGUGUAAGAUCAUGGUCCGAGGGAAGGGCUCCAUGAGGGACAAGAAGAAGAUCUGCUUUAAGAGCAGAGGCAGCCGUGGCCUAGCAGUUGUGGAGGCAGAGGAGGAGCAGAACCGAGGCAAGCCCAACUGGGAGCACCUGAACGAAGAUUUACACGUACUCAUCACUGUGGAGGAUGCUCAGAACAGAGCAGAAAUAAAGCUGAAGAGGGCUGUUGAAGAAGUGAAGAAGUUACUGAUACCUGCAGCAGAAGGAGAAGACAGCCUUAAAAAGAUGCAGCUGAUGGAGCUUGCGAUUCUGAACGGCACCUACCGGGAUGCCAACAUCAAAUCACCAACAGCCCAGGCUCCAAGGAUUAUCACUGGGCCUGCGCCUGUUCUCCCCCCAGCUGCCCUGCGUACUCCUACGCCAGCUGGCCCUACCAUAAUGCCUUUGAUCAGACAAAUACAAACCGCUGUCAUGCCAAACGGAACUCCUCAUCCCACCGCUGCAAUAGUUCCACCUGGACCCGAAGCCGGCUUAAUUUACACACCAUACGAGUACCCCUACACGCUGGCACCAGCUACGUCAAUCCUGGAGUACCCCAUCGAGCCCAGCGGUGUGUUAGGUGCGGUGGCUACUAAAGUUCGAAGGCACGAUAUGCGUGUCCAUCCUUACCAAAGGAUUGUGACCGCAGACCGAGCCGCCACCGGCAACUAACCUAUGACCUUCUGACCUCUGAACUCUUCACCCAAUGAUGACCUGACCAUGCCUGCCUGCUGAUCAGUUAACUGGUAAACGCCUGCGCUUGCCUGUCUUCAGUGCAGCGAGCUGGGGCUCUUGUCCGUUCGUCUUACCACCUAACAAAACAGACAGAGAAAUUGGUGUCCUC
Messenger RNA from Opisthocomus hoazin, 1076 nucleotides. The record is from RefSeq and is a predicted model, not a curated record. Lineage: Eukaryota; Metazoa; Chordata; Aves; Opisthocomiformes; Opisthocomidae.